Molecule: messenger RNA, 2103 nt
Organism: Aspergillus affinis
Lineage: Eukaryota; Fungi; Ascomycota; Eurotiomycetes; Eurotiales; Aspergillaceae
Exons: 3
Coding region: 1-2103 (700 amino acids)
Source: RefSeq, a predicted model, not a curated record
AUGGGGGGAUCUUCGCCUCCAUUCCUUUACGGUGCGCCGUCGGCCUACAGCUUCCAUGGCCCGACAGACCAUCCUUUCAAUCCCAAGGCCGUGACCCAAGCGAGCUGGACUCGUCCGAAGUCAAAGCCGCAGCCCAAAGGCCCGUUAGUCAACUUCAAUAGACAUCCUGAUUCGCUAGGAUUUCGCGUCUUGAUGUUGCUGGGGGCCCUUGGAUCUCUGUUUUGCGCCAUUGUCAUCAAGAACGCGGCCGUCAGCGUCAUAUGGAUUGUUCGCGUCGGACCCGCCGUAGCAAUCUUGCACACUCUUUACGGCAUCUAUCACCUUUGUCGCUCCGCCGUCUCCAGACCUCCCGGUUCCCAGGCUAGUUACAUGGUGUUCGCUUCGACUUUGGACCUAGGACUUAUCCCAUUCUAUGUCUUUACCGCAUUCCUCGCAUACAAACAAUAUACUGAGGACGAAUAUCACUGGACCACCAUGCUCAGCUCUGACUUCGAUAUCACGACCAAGAUUUCUCAAGUCACCUUCUUUCUGAGCGUGGUCAACGGCGGCUUCCAUCUCAUCUCCUUGGGGAUCUGCAUCUACCUUGGAGUCGUCUUUCGCAAAAUCACCAAACUGCCACCGGACAUGAAUCCCUUGGAAGACAAUCUGACAGCCCGUCCUCAUAAGCGUACCAAGUCCGAGCUUGCUGAAAAGCAUGCUAGCCAGUCUACCCUGGACUCCGCAAUGUCCGAAGAUCCGCUUAUGGGGCCGCCUCGGAAAAUGGCGUUCAUGCACACUCGAGGUCAGUCCUCGGAGAGCGGUUCUAUCAUGACGGAGAAGAGACACUCUCAGCUGUCCGAGCCUUCGAAUCGCCUGUCGCGUAUGGUGUCCCCUAUGCCGCCAAUGCCUUUCGAAAAUCAGGCCGACCCCACAGAUUACAUGACAGAGCAGGUUCCGGAGCACAACCUUGACGUCUUCGCAAGACCUACAUCGAGUGUGCCGUAUGGAGCUCCCGUGCGCGAACCCUCGCCCGACUUCCCGAACAGAUCCCAGUGUGUGAGUCCUGCGUCAGAUAACUGGGUCACGUAUUCCGACCGGUCCCCUUCCCCGGUAGAUGUGGUUCCGAACGAGAAUCAGGCCCAUGCCCCUCGAGACCCAUCGUCCGUCUACAGCCGAGGAACCGCCUCCGGUGGAUCGAAUGGUGGAGUCGCGGACUGGACGAACCCCGGACAGCGUAAUGGAUGGAACGUUGGUGAGACAAUUCAAGAAGACGCUCAUGGAGAAUACGAAUCCCUCCCCGUUCACGAAUACUACGGCCACGACGACUACCCGAAUGACACCCGCCAGCCAACUCGCUUCUACGAUACCGCCGAACAAGACAUCGGAGACCACAACAUCCACAUAUUCCAAGACCAUGCAGACCACGACGAUCUCUACGAUGACCACCACGACUCUGACCUUCGCGUCAACCCGCUGGCUCUCAACCCGCCCACCCCACAGCCCAUCUUCGAUGAAAUACCCGACCACCCGCACAAUGUUUCAGCUCGCAUGGCGCUCACCGAAGUCCCGAACCUCUCCCCUACACCUCCCGUCUCCGUCCCCGCCAGCGACAACAUUCCCGCAAAGAACAACCGCUUCUACGGCGAGCUCGAAGAAAACAACACCUUCGGGCUAAACAUCCCGCGCAACGUCAGCGACCACAGAGCCCCAACCUCCCCAACCUCCCCCACCGCAUCCCACGGCCUCUGGGGCAAGAAGACGAAGAGUCCGAAGCCCAAAUCCCCCAAGGUCAACGCCUACGGCGCCCUCAAGCAACACGACGACGAAACCGAUCCCGUCACCGGUGAACCCCUCGCACUGCCCUCUGAUUCUCUCGGCACACCCGACGGCGACCGCAAAGGCCGCGUCGUCAGCAACUCCGGCGCCGACUUCGGUCGUCGUGUCGGUCAGGGAGCCUCGUUGUCGUAUGGCAACUAUAUUGCAGGUCUAGGCGUGGGCCGAAGACGCGACGUGAGCGGGAAAAUGGCUGAAGAAGGACGAGGCGGCGUGGCGCAGUCGAAUCCUAGCAAUAACGAUGCUUCGACGCCUCGCGCUGCCGGAUGGGCUCGAUUUGCUGGUCUUUGA